This is a messenger RNA of Hemibagrus wyckioides, 3012 nucleotides long. RefSeq names its product 6-phosphofructo-2-kinase/fructose-2,6-biphosphatase 3 (gene pfkfb3). Lineage: Eukaryota; Metazoa; Chordata; Actinopteri; Siluriformes; Bagridae. The transcript has 17 exons. The coding region runs from base 249 to 1859 and encodes 536 amino acids. Gene Ontology annotation, biological process: fructose metabolic process; fructose 2,6-bisphosphate metabolic process. Gene Ontology annotation, molecular function: 6-phosphofructo-2-kinase activity; fructose-2,6-bisphosphate 2-phosphatase activity; ATP binding. The record is from RefSeq and is a predicted model, not a curated record. Gene Ontology annotation, cellular component: cytosol.
GCCACGCAGAAAGUCACGAGGGGGUGAAGCGCUUUAAAACGAGCACCUGCCGGUUCACGAGCUCCAAUGUGAGCAAGAUAGUGCCUGUUUAAAGGAGAAGAGAAAGACAAGAAGAAGACUCAUUUACCGGUGUUUCAGCCAGGACGGCUUAGAUCACACGAGUAGCAAUCGGUUUUUUUGGUCGUCUCUUAGACUACAGGACUUGUUGAAACACGUAGUUUUAUUCUUCGCUGAAAUUUCUACAAGAGAUGACAAGAGAACUAACGCAGAACAGGAUCCAAAAGAUCUGGGUUCCAUCCAAGGAUGAGAAACCCGCAACUCCUCGUAAAUCUGGUGGAGGUCCCCGUCUGGCUAACUCCCCGUUAGUCAUAGUGAUGGUUGGUCUACCGGCCAGAGGCAAAACAUACAUGUCUAGGAAACUCACUCGCUACCUCAACUGGAUCGGCAUCCCUACCAAAGUCUUUAACGUUGGUGAAUAUCGCAGAGAGACCGUAAAGAACUACAGCUCAUACGACUUCUUCAAAUCGGACAACAAGGAAGCAGUCAAAAUAAGAGAGCAAUGUGCCGUAUCUGCUCUCCAAGAUGUCAAGAGGUACCUCACUGAGCUGGGCGGUCAAGUUGCAGUUUUCGAUGCCACAAACACCACCAGAGAAAGAAGAGACAUGAUCCUGGAGUUUGGUGCUGAGAAUAGCUUCAAGAUCUUCUUCAUCGAGUCUGUAUGUGAUGACCCAAAUGUCAUUGCAACCAACAUCAUGGAAGUGAAGGUCUCCUGUCCUGACUACCAAGACUGCAACAAAACGGACGCCGUAGAAGAUUUUCAGAAGAGGAUCGAGUGUUACAGGGCAAACUAUCAGCCUCUGGAUCCUGAUGAUUAUGACAGGAACUUGUCCUUCAUCAAGGUAAUCGAUGUGGGCCGCAGAUUCCUAGUGAACUGCAUCCAGGAUCAUAUCCAGAGCCGCAUCGUUUACUACCUAAUGAACAUCCACGUCCAGCCACGCUCUAUCUACCUGUGUAGACAUGGCGAGAGUCAGCACAACCUGCAGGGCCGCCUGGGAGGAGACUCCGGUCUCUCUACACGUGGUAGAAAGUUUGCUGGAGCUCUUUCCAAAUUUGUCACAGAGCAGAAUCUUAAGAACCUGAAGGUAUGGACAAGCCAGCUAAGACGAAGCAUUCAGACUGCCGAGGCGCUGAACGUCCCGUACGAGCAGUGGAAAGCCCUGAACGAGAUCGAUGCAGGUGUGUGUGAAGAAAUGACCUAUGAAGAAAUGCGGGAGCGAUACCCAGAUGAGUUCGCUCUCAGAGACCAGGACAAGUAUUAUUACCGCUACCCCAGUGGGGAGUCCUACCAGGACCUGGUGCAGCGGGUAGAGCCGGUGAUCAUGGAGCUUGAGAGGCAGGAGAAUGUUCUAGUCAUCUGCCACCAAGCCGUCAUGCGCUGCCUCCUUGCCUACUUUCUAGACAAGAGUGCUGAUGAGAUGCCGUACCUAAAGUGUCCACUCCACACCAUAUUGAAGCUGACUCCAGUGGCUUAUGGGUGUAAAGUAGAGUCCAUCUCAUUAAACGUUGAAGCAGUAAACACACACCGGGACAGACCUGAGGAGAUAAAGGGAAGUCAAGGCACUCUAAUUAGGAGAAACAGCGUGACUCCUCUCACGAGUCAUGAACCCACUAAGAAGCCUCGUAUCGAUAGCCUGGACGACACGGCCAUCCCUGAACUCACUCCAGCACCAAUGAGCUUCUGUGCCAGUGCAAACAACUCCCUUGCACUGUCCACACAGCACUGGCUUGGCCAAGCUUGUCUACGCACCGUGUUCCACUACCUGACAGUCGUAUCCGUGUUGCUGUUUCAGAGGACCUAAAACAUCACAUCCCAGAAAAACUCGCCCAGCUCUGUCAGUGAGAUGGAUGACUUUGCAUGAUUUUGCUUUGACCACAUUCUGAUGGGAAUUAACAGGAACUUGCAGUGUAGGACAAUUUGAGCCUGUUCAUGCAAGGACAAGGACAAAAAAUGGGCACUGAGGGUCUUUUACACUCAAAGGGGAAUUAUGAAGCACCUGUGUGUGUAUGUUUGUGUGUAUGUUUGUGUGUGUGUGUGUGCUUUUUUUUCCAAAGCACUCUAUGCCUCAUGUAAUGCCACAGAUACAAAGUUCUUUACAUAUCUUUUUUUGUCUUAUGAUGUGUUAUGAAUUCCUGAAUACUGCUGCUGGCUUUGGGAAACCUAAUUUGUUAUUAAUGUUAGUUUUAGUUGUCUUCGACAAAUAUCUGUUUAAUAAUGCAGGAACAUUUCUUUGAUGAAAGAGGUGUACGUACGAUGUCAUUAUGCGUGUUAUUAGUUGCUAACUGGAAUCUGUUUGUCUUGACAGGGUAUUUAUGAUUGUUUAUUGCAAUGAAAAGGGUGAUUUUCCUUUUUACUUGAUGUGUGACUGAACAAAUUCCGUAGAGUGCCUAGUGCUUUGGCUUUCGGGCCGGCAAUGCUUUCCGGGACUAAUGAUCGAAGAUCAUACUAUUACACUAUGUUUCUUAGGAGGAAGAAGUGUCACAUAUUUUAUUUCCAUAUGCAGUUCAUCUAAACCAAAUGUUUACUGCUUGAAUUCCAAGGAUUUCUCUAUAUAUUUCGUAGGCAAAAACAAGCUUUACUAUUUACUAUGUCAGGCAAGUAUUAUUUAUAGAAUUUAGUGAAGAUUUCAAUGCACUUUCAGGAGCCGUGGUUGGGCUCAAAUGCUAGUUAUGUGAACAUAACACAAAGUCGGUGCAAUGUAUUUUAUUGCUCCUAACUGUAGUAAGAGGUACUAUUUUCUGUUUGCUUUAAACUUGAAAACUGUAUUUUGUAAUGCUGUAUUUUUUUUCUGUUAAUCUAUUUAUUUUAUUUUAUUUUUUUCCAAAGUACAACCUGCAUUUGUAUUUUGAGUAUAAAGCACCCUGUUGAUAUUAUUGCCACACUUACAUUUCCCUUUAACACGAAAGGUUUAGAAAAAAACGUAUUUGCUAGACCAAUAAAUAACCUGAAGGAAA